Messenger RNA from Micromonas commoda, 561 nucleotides. RefSeq lists its product with no specific name. The record is from RefSeq and is a predicted model, not a curated record. The coding region runs from base 1 to 561 and encodes 186 amino acids. Lineage: Eukaryota; Viridiplantae; Chlorophyta; Mamiellophyceae; Mamiellales; Mamiellaceae. The transcript has a single exon.
AUGGCCGCCCCCGACGAACCCACGCCCCUCGUCGAGGUCCCGAUCGUCGACGACAGCUUCGACGACUCGCGCAGCCGCUCGGUAUCGGAGGAAGAACGCCGACGACGAUGCGCAGCCUUCGCCGCGCUCAAUGAAACUUUCGUCCUCGGGACAACCACGACGCGACGGGACAGCCACGAUGCGCUUGAGGCCCCCGCCCGAGGCCAGGUCUUCGCCGCCGCCGCGGCCGUCGAUACGCCCGCCGCCGUCGCGCGCGGACCGCGCGAGGGGACGUCGACGCCACCCGUCCGCGAUACCACGCCCCGAGCCGCGGAAGACUCCCCCAACGACGACUCCGCCCACGACGACGCGGACGCCCCUAAACCCGCGUUCACAAAGUCGGAGGUUGCCGGCAUCGUCGCCAUGCUCGGCUUCCUCGACGCGUCGCAGCAGAGCAUCGUUCACGGCAUCAUGCGGCGGGAACACGCCGACGAACCUCCCGAAGAUCUCAUGAAGCUGUCCCCAAACGCUCUCGCGUGCGUCGACGAGUACGUCCGCGAGCUACUCCUCCUCCCGAGCUGA